Molecule: messenger RNA, 1335 nt
Organism: Coccinella septempunctata (seven-spotted ladybird)
Lineage: Eukaryota; Metazoa; Arthropoda; Insecta; Coleoptera; Coccinellidae
Product: ankyrin repeat domain-containing protein 40-like
Exons: 3
Coding region: 141-872 (243 amino acids)
Molecular function (GO): protein binding
Source: RefSeq, a predicted model, not a curated record
CUAAUUUUUCUGCCAAAUUUUUCAUCGAAGAGUUUUUGGUUAUAUACAUUUAUUUCCGAUUUCGUACCUGUAUAUUUUUACCUUGCUUAACGAGAUUCAUAAAACAUGUUUCUAUCAAUAACAAAUAGCCAUUCUGAAAUAUGGAGGCUCUAGAAGAAAAAUUACGGGAAGCGGCUUGUUUGGGCGACUUAGAAACUGUUGAAAAAUUGACCAAACAAGAUAUAAAUAUAAAUUCUAAACAAAAAGCCAACGGAUGGACUGCUCUACAUUGGGCUUGUAAAAAGGGGCAUGAGGAUAUAACUAAACUUUUAUUAAGCAGGGGAGCUGAUCCGACCAUUGUCAAUAACAAGAAUGAAACACCAGCAGAUAUUUGCUCAAGUCCUUCAGUUUUCAAUUCAUUUAUGGAUGGGAUAUCACUAGCCAAUAAUCGUUUGUAUGAGUUCAAGCUUCGAACCAAUAUCUUGAAAAAUUCCAAUCAGACUGAUCCAACAUUAUCAAGAAUUAAACAUUCGAAUAUAACUUAUAUGCCUUCUACCAUGUUGCCAUCCAUUGUACCGGAUGAGGAUAUUGUUCUGAAAAUUCGUAUAUCUGGUAGCAAUGAUCCAGAUUUCAUAGAAGUGGAACUUCCUAAAUGGAAACUCACAUACAAAAAUCUCUUAAAAUUGUGCUGUGAAGAAUUGCAAUGUUCAGAAGAUCAAGUUGAAAGGAUUCGCAAGCUGCCUAACACUCGUUUGAGGACCGACAAUGAUAUUGGCAGGCUUGUGAAUUUUCAGGAAAUUGAAAUAGUGAUGAAGGGACCACCAGGAAGCGAUAAGCCCACUAAUUGCUAUCAAAGCAUAUCGACUUGCAAGGAUCAAACUAUACUGUACUGAAAAAUACGGUUCCUGGUAAUAGGACAUAUGUUUUACCAUUCCAAAAGUAUGGAGCAUAAAAUUAUCACUGUGAAUAAUUUAAGAUAUCUUUUUAUGUAGCUUGAAAAUAUUUAUAUCGAUUAGAUUUAUAAUCCUCGCCUUGUGAUAUCUUCAUAUCUCAAUUUCUUCUGUAUUCAUUGUGAAGUAUGAUUUUAUUUUGACAAAAAAAAAUUUAUACAAGUUUUUCAAAUUUGGUGAUUAUAAUAGAAGAAUGUUAUAAGUGAUCCAUACCCCAGACUUUGAAAAUAAGCUUUCUGCGGAAAUUUUAAUGAAAAAAGUUUGACUAAGUUACCUAUAUAUCCUAUGAAUAUUGAUAAUAUUCUCAAAAUUUCUCUACUUUCAAAAUAGGUUAGAAAAAUAUGUAUCACAGUAAUAUAACUGAAAAAUAUACAUGCUUACUUGCUCAAUAAAAAAAUCGAUCUAA